AUGGCGACGCCAAGACUCGGCCGGGCGCUCACAACGUGUCCAAACUGCCUGGGACGCCUGCCCCUCGCCCGACCGACGGCCACGCAGGUACUGCCCUCGCCGCUGCAGCAACUGACCCAGGUCCGGCACGCGAGAACCCUCACCAAGGCCGAAUUGGAGGAUCUUCAGGGUAUUCCUGUGCGGCUGCUCAAGAACAUUGCCGGGUUCGGCAAGCAACAUUCCAUUAUCCGAGUCAAGCCCGGCCGUAUGCGAAACCAAUGGCACCACAAGGGUCUCGCCGAGUACAUGACCAAGAAGCGGUUCACAGAGCUGGGACUCACAGAGGCCGCCAUUGGUGUGCGCGACCGCACGUUUGGCACCAAGUUGCUCGACGAGGAGGACGGCGAUAGCCAGAAGAUUGUCACCAACGAACCAGUCAAGACCAAGAAGAAGGAGACCAUUGUUAUGACGGCCGAUGAAUCCCGCGCCCUUUUACAAGAUCUCCUCCCCAAGGUCCUAGUCUUUGCUAGGAAACCAAUCGCCGCACCCGAGCCGGCCAAGGACCCUGAACCCGUGGUCUCGCGCAAUUUUGCCCUUGCCGCCAACGCGCAGGUAUCGACGCAAACCGCGGCGGAAGCAGCAGCAGUACCCGAGCAGCCACAGCAAGACACCAAGGCCAUCUUUGGUUCGGUGGCCCCCACCGAUGUCGUGGCGCGCAUCCGCGAGGCCCUCCUGGCCGACAGCAAUGGUAGUCGCGUGUCGUUCGAGGCCGAGGCCGUCUCGAUUCUGGGGCUUGAGGCCGGCGAAGACCGUAUCAAGCGGCUGGGCGUGUACGAGGUCGAGAUUGUGACGGGCAAGGGUCUGGAGCCCGUCAGGAGGACGGUCGAGGUUGUUCCCGAAACCGACUAA
Pestalotiopsis fici W106-1 is the source of this 888-nucleotide messenger RNA. RefSeq lists its product as uncharacterized. The transcript has 3 exons. Gene Ontology annotation, cellular component: ribosome; mitochondrion. Bases 1 to 888 code for a protein of 295 amino acids. Gene Ontology annotation, biological process: translation. The record is from RefSeq and is a predicted model, not a curated record. Gene Ontology annotation, molecular function: structural constituent of ribosome. Lineage: Eukaryota; Fungi; Ascomycota; Sordariomycetes; Amphisphaeriales; Sporocadaceae.